GAGGGGCCGGGCCGGGCGGUGCUGGCGGCGGCAGGAGGAAGAUGGUGGCAGAGAGGGGAGCGUCUGGCUGCUGGGCUUUCCGCCCUGUGCUGCGCUGCCACCCCCGUCGGAGCUGCCCUGCGUUCUGAGGGGGCGGCGCGGACCCGCAUCAGCUUUCUCAAACCAUCCUUUUGUAAUCACAGAGUAAUUUGAGUUGGAAAGGAUCCCUAAAUGCCAUCUGAUCUCUGCUCUGCUAAAAUUGAGUGACUAAGCUGUGACAAGACAAAAUGUCAAUAGAGUAAGUGACCUACCCACCAGAUCUUGCCAUGAACCAUUUGGUUGGACCACCUGAGGGGAAGGUAAAUGAAGAGCCAGCAAAUGGAGCAGUGAAUGAGUCAGUGGAGGCUGACCUGGAGCAUCCAGAAGUGGAAGAGGAGCAGCGGUAUGCAACUCGCUACCCAAGGCAUACAAACAGCAGCCAAGUGGGCCUGUCUGGGCAGGAGGAAGAAGGGAUGUUAGCUCGCUCAGCCAGCACUGAGAGUGGUUUCCACAAUCACACAGAUACUGCAGAAGGGGAUGUGAUAGCCACAGUGGACGACAGUUAUGACACAGAGAGAGUCCAGGAAAAUGAAGAUGAGAGUGCAUACGCAGUACAGUACAGGCCUGAGUCUGAGGAGUACACAGAGAAUGCUGAGGCUGAGCAUGGUGAGGCCAUUCACAAUAGGACAUUGCCCAAUCACUUACAUUUCCAUUCCAUUGAGCACGAGGAAGCCAUGAAUGCAGCAUACUCUGGUUAUGUCUAUACACACAGGCUCUUCCACCGGGGAGAGGAUGAGCAGUAUGCUGAGCCUUAUGCUGACUAUGGGCUGCAGGAGCAUGUGUAUGAGGAGAUAGGAGACACACCCGACAUCGAUGUUAGGGAGGGCAUCCAACAGUACGAGCGGGAAAGAGAGGAAGUUGACAAUUACCGCAAGGAGGCGCUUGGUGCCCGCCUCCACCAUUAUGAUGAACGGUCUGACGGAGAGUCUGACAGCCCUGAGAAGGAAGCAGAGUUUGCACCUUACCCAAGAAUGGAUAGUUAUGAACAAGAGGAGGACAUUGAUCAAAUUGUAGCAGAGGUGAAGCAGAGCAUGAGCUCCCAGAGCUUAGAUAAGGCUGCUGAAGACAUGCCAGAGGCAGAGCAGAGUUUGGAGCAUGGCCAUGCUCUUCCCAGUGGUGGGCAUGAAAGUAAUGGUCAAGUCCCAGCUGGUUCUCGAGUUACAUCCAGUUCAGGAGAAUCUGUACAGAGGUACAGCAAGGAAAAGAGAGAUGCAAUUUCACUGGCCAUCAAAGAUAUUAAAGAGGCCAUUGAGGAGGUGAAGACAAGGACCAUUCGUUCUCCUUACACUCCUGAUGAGCCUAAGGAGCCCAUCUGGGUGAUGAGACAGGACAUCAGCCCAACCAGGGACUCCGAUGACCAGAGGCCACUAGAGGGAGAUUCUCCAUCUCCAGAUUCCUCUUCACCUCGGGGUGCUGAAUCGUCAAGUAGGCAACGUCCCCAGGAUGUCUGCAGUACAGCAGAGGCCUCCACUAAUAAAGAGUCCAGAAAAAGCUUGGCUUCAUUUCCAACCUAUGUUGAAGUUCCUGGACCUUGCGAUCCUGAAGACUUGAUUGAUGGAAUCAUUUUUGCUGCCAAUUACCUUGGCUCAACUCAGCUCCUUUCUGAUAAAACUCCCUCUAAGAAUGUGAGAAUGAUGCAAGCUCAGGAAGCUGUCAGCAGGAUCAAGAUGGCCCAGAAAUUAGCCAAAAGCAGGAAGAAGGCUCCAGAAGGUGAAUCUCAACCUAUGACUGAAGUGGACCUCUUCAUCUCUACUCAAAGAAUAAAAGUGCUGAAUGCAGAUACACAGGAAACUAUGAUGGAUCAUCCCCUGCGGACCAUUUCUUACAUAGCAGAUAUAGGAAACAUAGUUGUUUUGAUGGCUCGUAGACGAAUGCCACGGUCUAACUCCCAGGAUAAUGUGGAAGCAUCUCAUCCUUCCCAAGAUGGAAAGAGGCAGUACAAAAUGAUUUGCCAUGUUUUUGAGUCUGAGGAUGCACAGCUGAUUGCGCAGUCCAUAGGUCAAGCGUUUAGCGUGGCCUACCAAGAAUUUCUGAGGGCAAAUGGAAUCAACCCAGAAGACCUUAGCCAGAAGGAGUACAGUGACUUGCUUAACACCCAGGACAUGUACAAUGAUGACCUGAUUCACUUCUCCAAAUCUGAAAACUGCAAAGAUGUUUACAUUGAAAAACAAAAGGGAGAAAUCCUAGGUGUGGUGAUUGUGGAAUCUGGCUGGGGAUCCAUUCUGCCUACGGUUAUCAUAGCAAACAUGAUGCAUGGGGGACCAGCAGAGAAGUCUGGGAAGCUGAACAUAGGGGACCAGAUCAUGUCAAUCAAUGGGACCAGUCUGGUUGGUUUGCCACUCUCAACAUGUCAGAGCAUUAUAAAGGGUUUGAAAAACCAGGCCCGUGUUAAGCUGAACAUAGUUAGGUGUCCUCCAGUGACCACAGUCUUGAUCAGGAGACCAGACCUCAGAUACCAGUUGGGUUUCAGUGUGCAGAAUGGGAUUAUCUGUAGCCUUAUGAGAGGAGGUAUAGCAGAGAGAGGAGGCGUGCGUGUCGGCCAUCGGAUCAUAGAAAUUAAUGGACAGAGUGUUGUAGCAACACCCCAUGAGAAAAUUGUUCACAUUCUCUCAAAUGCUGUUGGUGAGAUUCAUAUGAAGACUAUGCCGGCUGCCAUGUACAGACUGUUGACUGCGCAAGAGCAACCAGUUUACAUCUAAAGCCAACGCCUCACCGUCACAAUGUGCAUGGAGGAUGUUUUUCCUCAUUAGUGCUUGUCUCUCUAGUGCUGCAUUUCUGUGUCUGCAGAGACAUUUGUUACUCUCUCUCCCUCUACCCCUCAUGGGCACAAACACCGAACACUCUCUUUUCUCCCUCCAUUUUUCCUCUUCUCUCCACCAUUUCCUGGUGGUUUUAGGAAGGGGUAAAAUAUAUCUAUGGGACUAGAUUGGUUGCAUGUUUUUGGAAGUGAAACUUCAUGCAGUUCCACAUGGAAAGCAGGAAAACAGCAGCAGCAUUAUUUACAGCAGGGCUCAUGAAGAAGGUUGCCUGCUUCAUGCUACAAAAUCAGUUUUACUUUUGUGGCUGAAAUUUGACAAACUGAGUAAAUUAAGUGUUCCUGAAUGAAAGAUGUCUUCACAAAACAGAUAGUAGUGUAGAGGUCCAAGUGUUGGAAAUCCUGCACGUGACUGCUUUUCUCACACUAUUUUCUCACAGACACUGAGCACAGUAUUAAAGGUUUGUGUCUGUAGGGAAAGUAGAAUACCAAAAGGAUAGUUUUGCCCUCAGGAAGAACUACCUUCUUAUGAAGACUCAGUAAAUGCUGCUGUUGUAAAAUGUACUGUCCAAUACACACCUUUUAAUUCCCCUCUGUAAUCAGUUCUUCAUGACAGUAGGACACCAGGAGGUGUUCUGUGAGUUGCUGAAACAUGUUACACUUGCAUUACUUGCACUAAGUAAUUUGGGAGAUAUUUUCUACAGCUGUCUCCCCCUCCCUGUCUCCAGGUUUCUAACUCUUUUAUUUUUCUUCUACUUUGUUUUUAAAUGCAACAUGUCUUUUGUAGUCCCUUGCUUAUUUUAGAGGUUAAGGAUGGAGGGGGAGGAACUUUAAAUAGCUACACAAGAAGUAGUGAGGGGAUUUGCUGAAUAGCUACACUUUUUCUAGGCUCUUAAUUACGAAUUUGGUGUGCACAGCUGUGUGUGCCAGUGUAUAUAGACAUUUUUAAAACUGUGCUUGCUAUUUAUGAAGUUUGAAUAUGAGAUCUGCAGACUAUUCCAAGUAAUUUUGUUCUCUGAGCCAGUUUUAACAUAUAUUUUUGUCCAAAGACCUGUCUAAUUUUAUUGACGUUCUCUUUAGUUCAUGAUAUAGUUAACAGUGGAAGCGAUGAGGUGAGAAUAAACUUAUUUAUUUUGUUAUAUAAUUUAACUUGUGAUUUUUUGCCAUAUAAUAUGGCAUUUAAAGGGGAUAUGCUUGUACUAUAUGCACUUAUAUGAAGAUGAUAAACUGUAGAGAUGUAUGAAAUCUAGGAUUUGAUGGGCUUCUAACUUGCAUGCUAAAGACAUAAAAGGGGAUAAAGGGGUUGGGUUGUUUGGGGUUUUUUAAGAGAGGGAAAAUAAAAACAACAGAACAAAAAACAACAACAAGAAAAAAAAAUCAAUAAAAACAGAUGGCUUUUCAUCCUAGUGAGAGGAAAAUUCUCCAUUCUCUGUGGUUACUUUUUACCAGUACUGUAUACUGAGUUUUUAUGCUGAAAUUGAACCACGCAUUUAGUCUAGGGUAAUACUUUUAUUUCUUUAACAGAAAGAGUUUGUGCUGUGUCUUACCAUGAUCGAAAGGCUCAGUGAGAUGAAAACAAGAGCAGGUCAUAGACAGCCACACACCACUUCCACCUGGCACAUGUGCUGGUGGUCACGGUCACUUGUUGUUCAAUUGUUGCGAGAUGGACUCUGCAACAUAAGCAUUGUUUGCAGUCCAGUGGCGAUGUGUUGUUACAGAGUUUGGUGGAUGUGGAUGUGGAUGUGUGUGUGUGUGCACACACUCAGUGCAAACACAACUGAGAGCCAUUGAGGGUUCUUGCCAGAGGUCCAGGUUAGUCUUUCAGAAAUCAUGGAUAGAGAAUAAACUUUGUAUUUUGUUGGGCAGUAAAUAUUUAAGGGAGACAAUGAAGUGGUGCGUAAACUAUUGUAGUAAGUGAAUAUGUUUUAGUGUUGAGAUUCCUGUACGAUGAAUUGAUUUUACUGCAGUUCUUGUUCUAUAAUUUAAUCCAAAACUCCAGAAUAGCAGAUUGCAUGAGAGCGCAGUGUUAGUAUUCCAGGUUAGUACUUACCUCUGCUGCCUGACUGAUGCAACUAGAUAGUGAAUGACUUGUGAGCAUAUUGUUUAACUGUAGACAUUUGGCUUAUAAUUUGAACUUUUUUUCCCCCAUAGCUUUCCAUAUAUAUAUAUAUAUAUAUAUCUGUAUAUGUAAAUAUGGUAUAUAACCAUGUACAAUUUAGAUUACAUACAGUGCAGCCUUUCCAUACGUUGCCUGAGGAAACUUUGUGACCUCUUGAAGACACUGAUAACCAUGCUUCUGGUUCCUGCUCUGUUUACACCCUCAACUUCAGUUGUUUGUGUGGUCCUGUCCUACUCAUAUUGUGAGUUCUUUAACUCACUUAACUGAGAUGUGAAGAAGACCUGAUUAUACAAACAUAUAUAGAGCUGAAACAACUGUUUCUUUGAAAAUCUUGCAGCCAGGCACUUGAGUGCUUGAAUAGUUUGUGGUAAAUAGAUGCUCAGCAUUAAGCAAGUGUAUACUGGCAGGAUCAGUCUAGCAAAACAAAAAACAAACAAACAAACAAAACCCGCAAAAAACACACAAAAAAACCCAAACAACCAAACCUCUCAGUUUUUCCAGCUGAAGCGUGAGUAAGAUUCCUAAACUGUGAGGUCCAUAGCGUGUGUGCACGCUCCUGGCAAUCUUGUAAACAAUCCCGUUUUAAUUUGCAAAGGGAAAGAGUUUUGAGGAAAAAAGAGGUCGAAAGGGAAAGGUUGGCAGUUCUCUAGACUGUUUCAGCAGUUUGUUACCUUCUCUUUGUGAAUUUUUAACAGCUUCCAAGGGACAAACUUCUGGUUUACAUUCCUCCUUCAGUGACAGACCUGAAUUCUUUUUUCAUCCUUGCUCCUUCACACAGUCUAAUUAACUCUUCAGUGUUUACAUUAAGGAUGAAAUAUCCCUUAUAGGUUUGCACUUGGUUUUUUUUUUUCAAUUGGCAAGUUUCACAUGUUUGUUUUGAACCUUGUUUGAAUUUGAGACUCAGUUAGGAUUUGCAGGUUUGCUUGCUUUCCGAGUGAAGAGUAUCUCUGAAGACAGCGACGUGGUUGAGAUCUCUUGUACAUAUUUAGCGUAGCACCUAGACUACGAAGUUGUACUAUUGUUCUGUAAAGAGGGUCAAUAGAAAUUAUUGUAAAGCGUUGGGAAAAGUAUAGUAUUGUAUUUGUAACAAUAUUGUCCUUUGUAAACAUUUAAUGAUCUCUCUAUAUAAAUAUAAAUAUAUAUAUAUAAAUAUAUGUGAGCCUGGAAUGUUGAUACUGCACAUCUACUGAAUGUAAUUCCUCUGAUGUUUUUUGCCACAGGUCUCUGACCUCUGUAAUGAAGCUGCAGUGGUUUGAUUUAGGAGGGCGGAUAGUGGGGAGGGGAGUGGGCUUUUUGUUUCCAGCGGGUCAGGAGGUGUGGGCCUGGCCAGCUGUUUUGUGGUGAUGUAUUUACUGUGCAACAUUUCCUUAUUUAACAGAGCGCUGAUGUCUGUAAGAUUUGCAACAAUAAAAAUACAAAGUAAAAGUA
This is a messenger RNA of Pogoniulus pusillus (Red-fronted tinkerbird), 6380 nucleotides long. RefSeq names its product amyloid beta precursor protein binding family A member 1 (gene APBA1). The coding region runs from base 306 to 2777 and encodes 823 amino acids. Lineage: Eukaryota; Metazoa; Chordata; Aves; Piciformes; Lybiidae. Gene Ontology annotation, biological process: chemical synaptic transmission. Gene Ontology annotation, cellular component: cytoplasm; dendritic spine; plasma membrane. Gene Ontology annotation, molecular function: amyloid-beta binding; protein binding. The transcript is spliced from 14 exons. The record is from RefSeq and is a predicted model, not a curated record.